Drosophila subpulchrella is the source of this 213-nucleotide messenger RNA. RefSeq names its product enhancer of split m6 protein (gene E(spl)m6-BFM). The coding region runs from base 1 to 213 and encodes 70 amino acids. The record is from RefSeq and is a predicted model, not a curated record. The transcript has a single exon. NCBI's taxonomy places the organism in Eukaryota, Metazoa, Arthropoda, Insecta, Diptera, Drosophilidae.
AUGUCGAAAGUUAAGAACUUAUUCGCCAAAAUGCUGCAGCGUUUUGGCAAAAACAACUCGAAUACCGACAGUCAGCGGUAUGAUAGUUUGGAGGAGAUUGCCCAGAACCAGGCAAACGAGAGGAUGUUGCGGGAGACCCAGGGGGGAAUGGAGGAGCACCUGGUCAUCUGCCUGGAGACGGCGGCAGGGAGCUUCUAUUGGCACUCGCAGUAG